CCUGACUGGGGCAAGGGCGCUGCUCUGGGCGCCUUGUCCCAGGAGAGGCUUUGAAGGAGUUCUUGCAGUGCGAGGAUUCAGUCCGCCCGCUGGAGAGUGUUUCUAAAGGGUAGCCAAGGCGAUAAGUCCAAGAUCCACGCGUGAGAAAUAACUCACAGAAAAUGCUGAAGAGGCUGGGUUUGGCCACGUGUUGGCCACAUUCCUGGUUUUGGGUGCAGCAUCCAAGUGCUGAAGUGAGAGAAUAUGCCUGUGCCAGUAUUUCCAAGCUGUUGCAGGAGCAGCAUGCAAUCCCAGCCUUUCUGCGGAGAGACGUGGUCCGUUGUUUAGGACCGUUGUUGAUGGAUUACAGUUUAGCUGUUCGCGAGACAGCUGCAGGUGCUCUCCGAAAUCUGAGUGCUUGUGGGGGAUUUGAAGUCUGUGAUGACAUGGUGUCAAAAGACAUCAUGACACCCCUUGUUGCGCUUCUGAAAGAGUGCAGCACUGGACUGGAUGCUAACCAGCUCUCUCCAGAGAAAUGCAUGGAGAUGGACAAAAACUAUAUUGAAGACAUAGCCAAUGAGGCUAUUAAUUUGCUGUGGAAUGUAUGUGAAUGCAGCAGUACCGCAGUACACAUAUUCAACAAGGAAGGAUGUCUGGAGGCUGUGUUGCAUUACAUGAAGACAUUUUCCACAAAUGUGGACCUGGCUAUUGCAGCAGCAAACUGCUUGCAGGCAGUGACAGAGGAUAAUCCAGAUCUUCUUUCUUCGUUUAAUGCUUCUGCACAACAAGUAUUGGAAACAGUGAUGUUGUGUCCGGAGAGCACAAUGAAGCACAUCUUUCUGAGAACACUAACAGCAGGCAUUAUCUGGAAUAUCAAGGGUACAAUUCCACCAGGCAGCCUGGGAAGCAUGAUUAAUGCAAUCCUGAAGAUUUUUUCAGAAUCAUUAGCAAUAGAUGCUGGUGAAACAAUUAUUCGUAUGAAAGAAGCUGAAAAAAACAGGUUAAAACUUGCUGCGGAGGCAGAAACAGAGGAAAACAUGAGUGAUGUUAAAGACAACUGUGUUUUGAGUGAAGAUUAUGACUUGGAAGAAAUACCAAAACGAAAAGUCAAAAAGGGAGAAAAUGACAUUUCAGAUUUCCUUCCACCUGAUCAACGGGAACUGAAAGAAGUGACAGCUUUACUCAUGGCUCAGCAGACUGCUCUGGAAAUCAUUGUUAAUAUGUGCUGCAGUGAAGAUCCCUCUGAUGACGAAUGGGAAGAACUCUCCAGCAGCGAUGAAAGUGACUUUAUGGAAAACUCGUACAAUGAUGGGAGUGGGCUGCUAAUGUCACCUCUGUGCCUUUCUGAUGAGGUUAACUCAGCGUUUCUGAACAAUCUCAUUCCAAAGAAGAUUCUUGAAAAAACUGCUUUUCCAAACAGUGUUGCUCUAGACAUCUGCAUGCACAAUCCGUCUUGGAAACCAUUAAUUAAAAAACUCAAUGCAGUGCAGUGUAGAGCUUUAACAUGUCUUCAGAACAUUUUGUUAGUGUCAGACAUGGAUUGUCUUGGAGGAGUUUCAUCACUUCAGUCCCUUGCACAGCAUCUCUCACAGCUAGUCUUUGCUAAAAUGGAACUCCCUUCAGACACAGAAUUCUUAGAAGCCAUAACUAGCGCUUUGAGGGCUCUCCUACAAACAAUGGCAUCAAAGAACAUCUCCCAGCAGUGUCUGACUCCUGAGCAGCUAUUGGCUUUAUGUGAAGCUGGUAUUGACAGCAGCAAUGCCAGUGUUAAAGUGAACGUAGUGAGCAUCCUUGGAAUUUCUGGCAGCAUCCUGGCAAAAGGACAAGAUACAGCUGAAACGCUAAAGGUGAUUGGAAAAUUUCUUCUUGAGGUUGCUAUGAAGGAGUCUUCUCUUGUGGUAGCAGGCGCAGCCUUGGAUGCACUUUUUGAUGUAUUUGCAGAUGGUAAAGAAGCAGAAAAGGCAGCGGUAGAGAUCAAGUUGCUUCCAGCACUGAAAGAAUUUCAGCCAGUGUUCAAAAUGAGGAUGCGAAAAGAAGGCAAAGGAAAAUAUAGUACAGAUCAGCUGUGCGUUCUUGACAACGUGAAGAUGAAUUUGAGAAGAUUCAUUGCGUAUCAGGAGACACUAGGGAAAAGCUCAACUUGCAACAACGAGGAACUUUAAACCAAGGUUUCCCUUAUUGAAUAACAUUUUCCAAAAAUAAAACUGUUUUUAACUUCUAAAAUUUAUCAAGCAGAGCAGUUUUGCUUUCAUGUUAAUAGUGCAUUUUUUUUACAUUCCGUAUUUUUAUACUUCUGGCUUGAUGCAACAUGAAAGUCACAUCAGUGUAAAAAACCCGCGUACUUUGAGAUUUAAAUGUUGACAGUGAUGAGAGCGUGCUCUUGCGGUCCUGAGGUCUGUAUAUAGCACCACUCUCCUUGUUUAGAAGUCCUCGUGUGUCCUGGUGGAAAACUAUUAAUUCUGUGAUUCUAUGAAAAAGUAAUUCAGAGAAUAUUCUCGGUUAUGUGCCAGAUCAAGAAAAAAUUUAAAAGCUCAAAUACUUUUCAGGGAAUCGAGCAGUCGCAGAAUGUUCGUAUUGACUAUUUGCUGUCACCUAUUUCUAGAAUUCACAGGCAGUUUCAGCAAACUUUCCAAGAGAAGUGUGUGACAAGUGUGUAAGUUACUGCCAGCACUUGGAUCUGUUAUUUCAUGAGGUUUAUCAAAAACUGUUUCAGGUUCAUUUAUGAUAAAUUCAGUAUGAUACCUUUCUGCUGUGGAAAUCCGUGUAAGAGGAUCCUACAUUUAUACACAGCUCCCUGUUUUUACUUUUAUAUUGAUUGGUAUUUCUGAAAAUCAAGUUUCCUGACUUACUUCCUUCCUCGUAAUUCUACAACAGGAUGAAUUUGAAUUCAGGGAAGUAGUAAACCUAAUAAAAAUGUGGUGUUUGUUUUUUGAGUUUUUUUUAUACUGAAGUAUUAUCUAACGUAACUUUUUUGAGUUUUUUUUAUACUGAAGUAUUAUCUAACGUAACUUUAUAAUUGCUUAAAAUAUCUUUCAAAUAUUUGUAAUAGAGAUUUUUAAGCUGUAAAAUACAAAAACUAUUUUCAAAAAAUGUCACUGAUUCAUGAAGCUUGUAUGUGUACUGCCAUAUAUAAGAGUUUUGAUGUUGUUUCUGUGAAUGAGAUCCUCUCAUACACAUUUUUUUAAUGGAAAAAAAUCCCACAACAUAAAAAACAUAUUUUGUUAUGCUAAUUUUUGAAAUGGAAGGGUUUUUCUCCCCCCUCUUCUCUUAACAUGCUGCCUUAGCACAGGCAUCUAGUUUUUGGCAAAAUUUUGUCCAUGAUGUUAGGCAUGGAACUACAAAGACCAAAUUUGCCCGGUUUGUUAGAUUUCAGUCUCUUAGAUUGGAAAGCAGGCUCAGGAACUGGCUGGAUAACUUGCAAAUGACUGACUUUAUGAAAUCUUGACUAUAUGGUAUUUUGUCAAAUGUAAGGGAAAGCGCAAAAUGAGCUUAAGCAGCUGUGCUGCCUAGAAGCCCGGUUACUGCUAUUGCUUCACAGGAGUUGGAUGAAAUGCGUGAUGUGAUGUGAUGCUUGCUAAUCGAAUGAGUGAGUGAGAGUGGGACUGAGAGGGCUCAAGGGCCAUUGAGCCUGGUCUGGAGAAGUCCAGGAGAAGUGAGGAGCACGGAGCAGUUGAAAGGUUAUCGUGGGAUUUGACAGGGGCCGCAGUGAAAAGGGCCGGAGUGUAACAGCUGAGGAAAAAGUAGCUAGAUGGUUUAGGGUAUAAGACUGCCCAGUGCAUGGAUUUUAAUCCUAGUGUUAGUUACACUUGCUGUACCCUGACUAUAUUAUACUAUUAGCCUGAUAUAAGGUAUUAAUAUUGUUUGGAGCACUUAAAAGGAUUCCCAUGCAGAAGGUUCUGCUUUCAUUUUCUGGGUGCUACAUUGAAUUGCAGAAUGAUCUAAGUUGCAAAGGAUGUCUGGAGGUCUCUUAGUCUAGUCCGAUGCUAAAGCAAGACUUUGGAGUCAGAAAGGUUGUGCUAGUCCUUGAGCGUAUCCAAAGAUGAAAAUCCCGUAAUUCUGGACAGCCUUUUCCAGUGCUUGACUGCCCUUGCUGUGAUACUUUUGGGUUUUUCACCCAUGCAUACCUAGUAUGACUUUCCUCUGCUGCAAAAUGCACCCCUUGUCCUUUGUGGCACACGACCACCAAGAACCUGGCUCCGUUUCCUCUUAUCACCCCAUUCGGUAGUGGAAAACAACAGUUGCAUUCCCCUCUUCUCCACGCUGAAUAAGCCCCGCUCCUUCAGCCCUUCCUUGUACAUCAUGCACUCUAGCCCUCUAACUGUCUUCGUGGCCUUCUGCUUGAUCUGCCCAACUGUGUCUUGCACUGGGGGACCUAAAACUGGACAUAUGAGAUCACUGGAUGUGAUCUCAUGAAUGCUGAAUAAAGGGAAGUAAUAAGUUUUCUUGACCCACUGGCCAUGCUUCUGCCAGUGCAGCCCGCUGUUUGUUAGCCAUCAUCACUGCAAGGGCGUACUGCUGAUUUCUCUUCAACUUAAUGUCCCCCAGGACCCUUCGGUCCUUCUCUUGGAAGCUGCACUUUGGUCAUUCAGUCAAGAGCUUGCUCUGUUUCAUGGGAUUACUCUGUCACAAGUGUAGUGCUUUGCGUUUUACAUUAAGUGUAGCAGUCAGAGUCUGGUUCCUGGAGACUGUUAAAACAAUGAGGUAUGUUAUUUUUUGUUUGGGGUUGUUUGGGUUUUUUAGGUUACUAAUGAGAAGGAACAUACCAUCUUCAAGUAUGAAUCUCAAAGUUGCAGGCAAAUAUAUGGAAGAUAGGGCAUGCACUACAAAACCUAGUUUUCUUAAUAAAAUUUAUCAGACCUUGUUUUUUUUCCUUCAUGUGAAAAGACAGACUGUCAUCUUAACCUAUUCCAGCAGUAGGAAUGUAUGUAUUCUUUUUUUUCUUUUGCUAUGCACGAAUCAGUUGAAUGUCUUAAAAAUAAUAAAAUUGUGUCGUAGUAAGAAGGGUGCGUAGCAUGAACCAUGUCACUUGCAGGAGUACGUGAUUUUUAGUAGUUAAAAUAAUUUCUUCUAUGUUCUGGCACACGUGCCAUUUCUAGCUCAUAGCUGAAAGAGAAAUGAGGACAUGAGAAGGCAUUUUGGUUGUGAGUUUUACUAAAACCCUGACAUACAAAAUCUGAAAUAAUCCUUUCUGUGGAAGACAAGGCAAGUUAUCGGUCACUUAAAGAAGUGGCAGAUCAGGGCCUAAAACCAGAUGAGAUUUUUAAGUACAAAAGAGCUAAGCUGUAAGAUUGGGGUUAUAAAAGUUGUUCUGGCACAGUUAAAGGCAGCAGCAGAAAUGAUGUGGUGUAAAUCAAAUUUGGGGGCUCUUUCGGCGUUGGUUUAUUUAAAUCGGUUUAGGGUAAGCUUAAGACAAAGACAAGUUCCUUAGCAGCCAGAAAGGCAAAGCCAGGCCUUGAAAAUACUUUGAGGGUGGCAGAAAUUGGACUGAUGUAGACAGUGUGGAGCAUAAGUAAAUAGAUGCUAAAUAGAGUUAAGUGAUCUUAAUCAGUUCAUGUAAUCACACAGAUAAGACUGGUAUCAAAACAGGUAUGUGAAAUGGAAUUUGUUUUCUUGUCCUGGUCCCUAAGACAUCAUCUGUCUGUGCUUCAAUUAAAAAUUGCAGUCCCAUGAAAGUAUGGAUUGCUGCUUCAUUUGUCUCCCUGUCUGACACCUGGCACAACAGAAUCUGGCUCUGAGUUGAGAUUUUGGUACCAAAAUAGGUGCUGAACUUAAGUCAGUCUAUGGCAUUAAGAGUGCAAGGAGGGCUGUGGGCUCCUUGCCCUGUUCAGAAGCAGUGGCACUGGUGGCAUUUGCUGCUGCUUUGGCCUCUGCAGCCUGCAAAAUGAUGUGAAGUACUUCGUACACGUCAUGCCUUGGCGUUCAGAAGGUGGCUGUAUACCACAAUGCAGUCAGCAGUUUAAGUAUUCAGGGUUUGUGGUGUGUGUUGAGGGUAAUUUUUUGCACAGGAUUUUUUUUUAAAGAUUGUCAUCUUAGAGAAACAAGAAUAACUUUAACCAGUAUUACUUGGCUUGGUUUUAUGUUUGUAUUUUGAGAGAAAAUUAAAAAAAAAAUAGAGCACGGUAAAAUUACACAAUAAGAACUGCGUUGGAGAACAAAUUAAUUUAAAAUCCAUUUGUAGUUUAAAUAUUAUAAAUGAAAUGCAUAUCUUGUGGAAUAUUAACAUAAAACAACCAGCCAAAAUGUGCAUAAACUGAAGUUCUGUUUCCUUAGUAUGUAUUUUCAGUAAAAGCAUUCCUAGAGGACUGGAUAGAAACGUCUAGCCUUACAUUUACUGUUUCAAAUUAAAAUUAAGGCAAUGGUAGUGGUAAUUGAAAAUAAUGUAAUUGUUCCUUUCUGGCACAGAUGAAUUGAGCAAACAAUCUAAAUAUGGUUUGUGUUGGACGUGCUGUUAAAACAGAUAACAUUAAGAUAAUUGGAAAACCUAAAAACUCUGACAAUCACAGCAGAUUAAGGAACUUUUAAGUUUUUCCAUGGGACUGAAACAUGGUGAGCCUUUCUGUUUGAAGAAGUUUUUAUGGAGUGGUGGAGGUUUUUUUGUCUGAUUUCCAAAUAAAUUCAAACUGUUAACUUUUGUACUUUCUGGGAAAAAUACUAUGAAUUUAAAUCAAUUCAGUCUAAUUUAAUUUUGUUUUGGUAUUAUUUUUGUGAGUUCCUUGUUUCUGACAGGCAUUUUGUCAGACAUAGCUCAAUGACCACAUAAGAACACAGUUUGAGAUGCAUGCAAAGGAUAAUAGUAAGACACUUUCCAAUCUGGGUGUCAGGAACUCCUUGCGUUACUGUUACAUGAAGGGCUUAAAUCAAACUGCUUGUGAAGAGCAAUGAGAUCCUGCUGUAAUGAUCUGUACACUGCUAGAAUGACUGUGGCUGCUAUGUGCUCUCAAAACAAUAGAGCGUCCUGAUGCAGCUGUGGGGUUGCGAGGCGCCCGCGUAAAUACCUACACUGCUUUCAAAGAUGCACUGGCGUUUCAGUAUGCCUGCUCCAGGUUUUGUGUUCCUUUGCUGACAAAAAUACUGGUGAGGAUUCUUUGUUUUCUUUCUUCUGACACGUGGGGGUAUUUUUAACUUUAAAGGAAAAUUGCAUUGGCCUCUUCCUUCCUCCCCUUUAUCUCUUGAUGGCAAGUAAAAGGCAUUUCCAGAAUUUAACUGAAAAAUGGCUGAUUCAGCUGGAAAGUGCAUGAUGUUUUUAAAUAACCCUUUCUGGGAAGUUCCCUUUUCAGUAAGUAAAAGAGUGAAAGUUCAAAAUCGUGGUAUAAAAAAAAUCAUACUGACCAUUUUGUUGGUUUGGAUGGGGGGGUGCCCUUUUAUUAUUUUGUAAUUCUCAGUAUCCCAUAGGUAUACUCUCUCAUGUAAAGCCUUUGUGGUACUACACCACCGUGUUGUGUCCUGGCUUUAUUUGCUUGGGACUAGGGUUGCUGCUGAGGAAUCCUUAAAUUAAUAAGCCUUAGUCCAACAAUAAAACUUGUUUACAUUUAUGUGCUAUGGUGUAGAACAAAUAAGUGUUUUUUGCAGGAUUAGCUUUUUAAAAAAAAAAAAAAGUUUUUUUUUCCCAUUACUUUUAUCUUUCUAAGGAUAACAUAAGACUUAUGCUCACUUUUCUGUGCUGUGUUCAAAAAAAAUAGAAGUUUAUGAAUUGCAACUUUUUGUUUGCAUCUCUGACGUAAGAGGAACAUCAGGCUAGUCAUUUCUAGUUACCUUUUUCUGGUAUGUUUAUAAUUCUCACAGUAAUGGGAGAAUGUGGGUUUUGGAAAAUAGGGUUGUUCAGGGUGUUCUCCAGUUCCAAGCUGUGCUUAAAUUCAACCAGCUUCUGUGUGGCUUUUGAUGGUAGUUUUAGAGACAGAUCCUAAUUCUCAAAGGUAAAACCAGAUUUCACCCUACAGCUUGUUCGUGUAGUUGGGUUUCUCUUGGAAUGUGCACAUCAAGCACCCUGCGACAGAACACAAGAGGGAUGAGGGCAACAUGUCCUGCUCUGGGACGGUGGAGAGAAGCCAGGACUUUAAUCCUUGGUUGUGACUAGGAGGUGGUUCUAAGACUUCUUUGCAAACUGGCUACUUCAUGCAAUAUUUGGAAUUGAAAUGCGGCUUUUUUAUUCCAAAACCUCCAUCUCUCUAAGGGAAAUCCCUUCCCAAUUCUGAAACUAUGGGAAGCUCCAGGCCCUCCAUGCAGCAUGUUGGAAACUUUCUAGCUGAUGUUAAAGAUGUUUUAAGGCUGUAGUAUGAAAACACUAAAAAUAAACCUGAACCCGACCAGAA
Molecule: messenger RNA, 8288 nt
Organism: Strigops habroptila (Kakapo)
Lineage: Eukaryota; Metazoa; Chordata; Aves; Psittaciformes; Psittacidae
Gene: HEATR3
Product: HEAT repeat containing 3
Exons: 15
Coding region: 162-2141 (659 amino acids)
Biological process (GO): protein import into nucleus; ribosomal large subunit biogenesis
Source: RefSeq, a predicted model, not a curated record